UUAGAUUUUUAGACACAGAGGGUUUCAUUUUCAUUGGAAGCAGCGAUUGAUUAGCACCAGCAGAGACCAGAGACCAGAGACACAGAGAAAGAGAGAAAAGAUGCCGUGCCUCAACAUCUCGACGAACGUGAGCCUCGACGGCGUUGACACCUCCUCCAUCCUUUCCGAAGCCACCUCCACCGUCGCCAAGCUCAUCGGCAAACCUGAAGCCUAUGUGAUGAUUGUGUUGAAGGGAUCAAUACCCAUAUCAUUUGGUGGGACUGAGGAGCCAGCGGCCUAUGGUGAGUUGGUGUCCAUUGGCGGUCUUAACCCUGAUACAAACAAGAAGCUGAGUGGUGCAAUUGCCACAAUUCUUGAGAGCAAGUUGUCUGUGUCCAAGUCGAGAUUCUUCCUCAAAUUCUAUGACACCAAGGCAAGCUAUCUCAACUUCCUAAGUUGUCAUGAAGAAGGGUUGUUGCUGUGCACUUCUUUCUUCUCAUUGCAUUUUUCCUUUUUGUUUAGGCACAUCAAACUCAAGAAUAUGCACAGUGUUUGCAUGCUUUACACCAGAACUAGAUCAUGGUUCCAACUUUGGAUGGAAUGGGUCGACCUUCUAAAUUCUGUGGGAAUUCUGGCAUGCUGUCGUGAUUCCUAAUAGACUUGAUGCUAUAUAUAUAUAUAUAUGGCUAUCUUAUAUCCAUCCUGUUAUUUUUGGUAUCAGAAGUUUAUUUGGUAUCAAAAGUACUUAUGUAAUGCUGGGAAGGACAUAUGAUUUCCUCUCUAUGUGCUAUUAGUGUUAGGAAAUGUGGAACAUUUGUGGAUCUUAUAUGCUGCCUUAAUAAAACUUUUUUUUUUUUUUUUUUGCA
This is a messenger RNA of Alnus glutinosa, 845 nucleotides long. RefSeq lists its product as uncharacterized. The record is from RefSeq and is a predicted model, not a curated record. Gene Ontology annotation, molecular function: phenylpyruvate tautomerase activity. The coding region runs from base 101 to 634 and encodes 177 amino acids. NCBI's taxonomy places the organism in Eukaryota, Viridiplantae, Streptophyta, Magnoliopsida, Fagales, Betulaceae. The transcript is spliced from 3 exons.